AUGCUUUUUAAUUUGAGGAACUUCUUCAGUGUUUCAAUUUUAUCAAAGAGCAGCAAGCAUCUGGUGCGACAUUUUUGGUACACUACUGGCAAUUGGUGGAAACUUUCUCUGAUUAGCAGAGAUGACAGAAAAACAAUUGUGGAAAACAACUGCAGGUAUGGACAACCAGCACUAAUGAAUGUUCAUCUGAAAGGCCGUGACCUCCUCACUCUACAGAAUUACACAGCAGAUGAACUCAAGUAUUUGCUCUGGAUGGCCUCAGAUUUGAAACAAAGAAUAAAACACAAUGGAGAGUAUUUGCCUUUGAUGCAAGGAAAAUCUUUGGCCAUGAUUUUUGAGAAGAGAAGCACAAGAACAAGAUUAUCUACAGAAACAGGAUUUGCUCUCCUAGGAGGACAUCCUUGCUUCCUUACAACACAAGAUAUACAUCUGGGCACUAAUGAGAGUCUCACAGAUACAGCAAGGGUGCUGUCCAGCAUGACAAAUGCAAUCCUAGCUCGAGUUUAUAAGCAUGCUGAUCUGGACCUAAUGACAAAAGAAGCCACAAUUCCCAUAAUCAAUGGCUUGUCCGACUCACACCAUCCUCUCCAGAUUCUGGCUGAUUACCUUACUCUUCAGGAGCACUACGGUGGUCUGAAGGGGCUCACGGUGACCUGGAUCGGGGAUGGCAACAACGUCCUCAACUCCAUCAUGAUGAGUGCUGCAAAGCUGGGAAUGCACCUCCGUAUUGCAACUCCGAAAGGCUUUGAACCAGACUGCAGAAUGACUAAAAAAGCUGAACAGUACUCCAAAGAGUAUGGUACCAAGUUACUUCUCACAAGAGAUCCUUUGGAAGCUGCAAGUGGGGCCAAUGUCUUAGCUACAGAUACAUGGAUAAGCAUGGGGCAAGAAGAAGAAAAGAAAGAAAGACUAAAGGCAUUUCAAGGGUAUCAGAUUACAAUGCAGACUGCAAAAUAUGCUGCUUCCAACUGGACAUUUUUACACUGUUUACCCCGAAAACCAGAAGAAGUUGAUGAUGAAAUAUUUUAUUCUCCACAAUCAUUGGUUUUCCAGGAGGCUGAAAACAGAAAGUGGACAAUUAUGGCUGUCAUGGUUUCCCUGCUGACAGAUUACUCACCGCAGCUACAAAAGCCUACAUUUUGAUGCUUGGAAUCCUGCCAAGAGAAAAUGCUCCGCGUCGGCAGAAUAUUCUGGUCUGCAAAUGCAUAGAUCUUCUUCAGGAAAGAUCAAAGCAAUGAAUGCUUCCUUAAUAAAACUGUAUAGAUGCCUCCGUGAAACUGCGCAAAAUUGCAUUACAUUUGUGAAAAUUUUUGAGACAGUAAACACUCCUGCAAAAGCUGCCGGAUGCUCUAAGUUAUAUAUCUUUCCAAGCGGUCAGCAUCUCUGGCAGGUUUUCCAGGCUGUAUUUCAACGAUUUUCUCAUCCAAUAUCACAGACAUGCCGUAUCCCUUGGCUGCUGGUGCCAGGCAGCAAGCACAGGGCACCACCACUGGGAACCCUGUGUGCCCUGGGUUCCC
Molecule: messenger RNA, 1517 nt
Organism: Nothoprocta perdicaria
Lineage: Eukaryota; Metazoa; Chordata; Aves; Tinamiformes; Tinamidae
Gene: OTC
Product: ornithine carbamoyltransferase
Exons: 11
Coding region: 1-1143 (380 amino acids)
Biological process (GO): L-citrulline biosynthetic process
Cellular component (GO): mitochondrion
Molecular function (GO): ornithine carbamoyltransferase activity; amino acid binding
Source: RefSeq, a predicted model, not a curated record